AUGUCAGUGGUAGCACUGAAGAAUGCCGUCGUGGGAUUGAUGAGUUCAAGGAAUAAAGGUCAAGAUGAUAAGGCCCCACUGUUGACUAAUGAUAAUGCUUCUGGUACUUCCAGAGGCUUAUAUGGGUCUAGUAAUGAUUUAGAAGAUGGAAGAGCUGAUAGGGCCAAUGCCAAUGUGAGUCGGGGUAGUAGUAAUAGCACUUUGAGUGGGAAGACAAGCCCUAAUAACGAUGAUGAGGAUGGUGAAUCUCACAAUUCGUGGAGUUUACUGAAUUCAGUUGAUCCUCGUGUGAUAAGUGAUCUUAUCAUUGGUCUAAGUGAUGGGUUGACUGUUCCCUUUGCGUUGACGGCUGGUUUGUCAAGUCUAGGUGAUAGUAAACUGGUCAUUACUGGUGGAUUUGCUGAGUUGAUCUCGGGAACCAUAUCUAUGGGUCUAGGUGGUUACCUAGGUGCUAGAAGUGAGAGUGAUUAUUACCAUGCAGAGGUUAAACAAGAGAAGAGGAAAUUUUACGAUAAUAUGACAGUGAUAAAUCAUGAGAUCGAAGAUAUCUUGCUUGAAAUUAAUCCAAACUUUUCAGAUGAGACUAUCGUUUCAUUUAUUAAGGAUUUACAAAGAACACCGGAACUUAUGGUUGACUUUAUUAUUAGAUAUGGUAGAGGACUAGAUGAGCCCGCGGAGAACAGAGAAUUAAUAAGUGCAGUGACCAUUGGUGGUGGCUAUCUACUUGGUGGAUUUGUACCGCUAAUUCCAUAUUUUUUUGUGCGUGAAGUGGGAACGGGGUUGAUCUGGUCCGUGGUAGUCAUGGUGAUUACUUUGUUUUGGUUCGGUUAUUAUAAGACACAGGUCUCUAUGAGUGAUACGUGCACUCUACAGAAGAAGAUGAGCGACGGACUCCAAAUGAUCGCCGUUGGAGGAAUUGCCGCCGGUUCUGCAUGGUUCCUCGUUAGGGCUCUAGGAUAG
This is a messenger RNA of Torulaspora delbrueckii, 960 nucleotides long. RefSeq names its product Ccc1p (gene CCC1). The transcript has a single exon. Gene Ontology annotation, molecular function: iron ion transmembrane transporter activity; manganese ion transmembrane transporter activity. Gene Ontology annotation, cellular component: fungal-type vacuole membrane. Bases 1 to 960 code for a protein of 319 amino acids. Gene Ontology annotation, biological process: intracellular manganese ion homeostasis. The record is from RefSeq and is a predicted model, not a curated record. NCBI's taxonomy places the organism in Eukaryota, Fungi, Ascomycota, Saccharomycetes, Saccharomycetales, Saccharomycetaceae.